Messenger RNA from Venustampulla echinocandica, 312 nucleotides. RefSeq lists its product as uncharacterized. The transcript is spliced from 3 exons. Bases 1 to 312 code for a protein of 103 amino acids. The record is from RefSeq and is a predicted model, not a curated record. NCBI's taxonomy places the organism in Eukaryota, Fungi, Ascomycota, Leotiomycetes, Helotiales, Pleuroascaceae.
AUGUCAAGCGCAUCUGAUCCCAAGGGAAAGGGCAAGGCUGUGGAGCCAGAAAACCGCGAAGUGAGCAUGGAAGGCGAGGACGAUAGCUCCAGCGAGGAGGAGGUUGACGAGGCCGAGCCCGUUGCGGACGAGCCUGAUGAUGAUAACAUGGAGGAAAUCGACCCCAGCAACAUUAUCGCCGGCGGUCGCCGCACUCGCGGUCGCACGAUCGAUUUUGCCAAGGCUGCGGAGGAGCUUCCUGAGGAGGACGAAGAUGAGGAGGAGGAUGACGACUUCGAGGCCGCCGAGGAUGAGGACAAGAUGGAGGAAUAA